AUGUCAGUCUCUAAGAUUGCCGGCUUGUCGCGAUCCCUUUACGCCCCGCCUCGCUCCCCCGCCGGGUCUUACGUCACCAAUCCCCGCGCCGCAUCAUCAUCUGCGUCGAUCUCAAGGGGCGCCACGCGCUUGGCGUCACAAUCCCGCCGAAACGCCCUCCCGCGGUUCCCCCUUCUAGCAUCCCCCGCCGUCCCUAAUUCCGACACUUACAUAAGACUCGGUAGCAGCAGCAGCCGCACCACCAUCACCACCAGCAUCGUCAACGGCAUUCGCAUUGUCAAGUUCGUCCCGACCCAAGCAUCCCUCGCAGACCCCUCCUCUCCAUCUCCCUCGUCCUCCCACUCCCCGCCUCACUCCUCCCCGCCACCCACCACCUCCUCCGCCGCCUCCGCCGCUGCCUCCCCGCGUUUUUCCGCUCCCGCCGCGAAAGGCAUCGCUAGGGGCAGGCAGGCCGCCGCCGCCGCGGCGCCUGACGGCGGCGCGACAGAGACAGUUGUCGGGCCGCGUUUCGAGUUCGUGUCGUCUCCACCGUACGAUCGGCAGCGGAGAGCGCGAGAGCCGUCGGUGGAGGAGAUGCGGGAGGUGCUACUGGGCGGCGAGGUGGGGCAAGCUUUAGACGGACGUGCGGCCAGGGCGGGGCCGAGUCCCGUGGCUGAGCUGUCAUACGAGCUCGUGCAAGGCGCACUGGUGCGUUGGUCGGAGGACCGCACUCGCCGCCAGCCCCCUCCCCCCACAGCAGUGCUCAUUCACGGCAUUCUAGGCAGCGGCAAGAACUGGGGCUCGUUCGCCAGAAGGCUUGCUACCGAGUUCCCUGCCUGGCAGUUCCUGUGUGUGGACCUGCGCUGCCACGGGGCGUCCACAGCAGCAUCGAGGCACCUGGCGCCACACUCAGUGCACUCUGCUGCUAAGGACGUGCUGCACCUGAUGGGUCGUCUCCGCAUCACCCCCCGCAUUCUCAUCGGCCACAGCUUCGGCGGCAAAGUGGCUUUAAGCAUGAUAGACCAAGCAGCCAAGCCCAUGCCCAGCGCUAUCAAGGUGUGGGUGCUGGACGCUACACCGGGCAAAGUGAGGGCCGGAGGUGACGGGGAGGACCAUCCAGCUGACCUGAUCGACGCACUCAGAGGCAUGCCACCCCUGAUUCUGGAUCGCAGCGAGGUGGUGAACACCCUCCUCUUGCAGGGCUUCUCCAAGCCCAUCGCGCAGUGGAUGACCACCAACCUGUCCAAGACGCUCCUGCCUUCACUAGAUCUCGUGCGGGACCUGCCGUCUUCACAACAGCAGCAGAAGCAUGAGGAGGCGGCCAGGGCAGCGAGUAAAGGGCAGGCGGCGUAUGGGUGGGCUUUUGAUCUGGAGGGGAUUUCUCAAAUGUACUCUUCUUAUGAAACGACAAACUUGUGGCAUCUAGUGGAGGACGUGCCAGAGGGAGUGCACAUCAACUUCCUCAGAGCAGAGAGAUCGCUGCACCGGUGGGCGCGGGAUGACAUUCGGAGGAUAGUGGGAGCAGAGCAGGAGGCGAUGGGGCAUGGCGCUGCUGUGAGGAUGCACGUGCUGGAAGAUGCCGGGCACUGGGUCCACACCGACAACCCUGAUGGCCUUUUCCAGAUGCUCGCGCCUUCCUUCGGCCCCUCGCGCUUCAGAGAUCAUUAG
Molecule: messenger RNA, 1647 nt
Organism: Closterium sp. Naga37s-1
Lineage: Eukaryota; Viridiplantae; Streptophyta; Zygnematophyceae; Desmidiales; Closteriaceae
Source: the annotation of a GenBank genome assembly